GGAGAGUCGGAAGGUGGGUCUUGGCGCUGGUACGUCCUCCAGGUUUCGUUGAGUGCAGUCGGGCUCUGUUACGGCUGCGAUGAGUUUCCCGCUGAGACCUGAGCUUGCCAUAGAUAAGUCCAAAAGGAAAAAGCGUCGAGAAUUAACAGAAGAACAGAAGCAGGAGAUUAAAGAAGCUUUUGACUUAUUUGAUACUGAUAAAGAUGAGGCGAUAGAUUAUCAUGAAUUAAAGGUUGCAAUGAGAGCCCUGGGAUUUGAUGUGAAGAAGGCUGAUGUGCUGAAGAUCCUGAGAGAUUAUGAUCGGAAUGGCACAGGCAAAAUUUCUUUUGAGGACUUCAAUGAAGUUGUGACUGACUGGAUUUUGGAUAGAGAUCCACGGGAAGAGAUGCUGAAAGCAUUCAAACUAUUCGAUGAUGACGACUCUGGAAAAAUCAAUCUUCGAAAUUUACGUCGUGUUGCAAGGGAGCUUGGUGAAAACAUGAGUGAUGAAGAGCUGCGUGCAAUGAUUGAUGAAUUUGAUAAGGAUGGAGAUGGAGAAAUUAACCAGGAAGAAUUCAUUGCUAUUAUGACUGGAGACAUCUGACCUUUAUGAAGGAAAGCUACAGAAAUAUUGAAGAAUUGAUAGAUGGCUUUUUAGUUGCCUCUGCUCAAAUGCUGCAUGUGAGGAAAAAGAAUCAAAGAACACCUUGGGAUUUCUACUGUAUCCUCUAAAACCAAUCAAAUGUACUUAAUAUUCUUUCUGAAAGAAAGAGUUUAGAACUUGUCAUUAUUCUCCGAUUAUUUGAUCACCGGUUUUGUAUUUUAUUGUGUUUCAAAACUGUAUAAAAUAAUAAGUAAUGACUUUAUUUUUGCCAUUUACUUAACAUAGGUUUUAUACUUUGG
This is a messenger RNA of Stegostoma tigrinum, 882 nucleotides long. It is a transcript of the gene cetn3, whose product is annotated as centrin 3. The record is from RefSeq and is a predicted model, not a curated record. The transcript has 5 exons. NCBI's taxonomy places the organism in Eukaryota, Metazoa, Chordata, Chondrichthyes, Orectolobiformes, Stegostomatidae. Bases 80 to 583 code for a protein of 167 amino acids. Gene Ontology annotation, molecular function: microtubule binding; calcium ion binding. Gene Ontology annotation, cellular component: microtubule organizing center. Gene Ontology annotation, biological process: spindle pole body duplication.